This is a messenger RNA of Sinocyclocheilus anshuiensis, 355 nucleotides long. Its product is annotated as chromodomain-helicase-DNA-binding protein 5-like. NCBI's taxonomy places the organism in Eukaryota, Metazoa, Chordata, Actinopteri, Cypriniformes, Cyprinidae. Gene Ontology annotation, biological process: chromatin remodeling. The record is from RefSeq and is a predicted model, not a curated record. Gene Ontology annotation, molecular function: ATP-dependent chromatin remodeler activity; ATP hydrolysis activity; ATP binding. Gene Ontology annotation, cellular component: chromatin; nucleus; NuRD complex. The transcript has 3 exons. The annotation marks the transcript as partial.
AAUUCUGAAUGGCUACAAAAUCUACUAUAAGCUGCUGCUGACUGGAACCCCUUUGCAGAACAACCUCGAAGAGCUUUUUCACCUGCUCAACUUUCUCACCCCGGAGCGCUUCAAUAACCUGGAGGGCUUUCUGGAGGAGUUUGCGGACAUCUCGAAAGAGGACCAGAUUAAGAAACUACACGACCUGCUUGGGCCACACAUGCUCAGGAGACUGAAGGCAGAUGUGUUUAAGAACAUGCCGUCAAAAACCGAGCUCAUAGUGCGGGUAGAGCUUAGCCCAAUGCAGAAAAAAUACUACAAGUUCAUUUUAACACGUAACUUUGAGGCGUUGAAUUCCAAGGGAGGAGGGAACCAG